This is a messenger RNA of Drosophila ananassae, 2426 nucleotides long. RefSeq names its product leucine-rich repeat-containing protein 15. The coding region runs from base 244 to 2094 and encodes 616 amino acids. NCBI's taxonomy places the organism in Eukaryota, Metazoa, Arthropoda, Insecta, Diptera, Drosophilidae. The transcript has 6 exons. The record is from RefSeq and is a predicted model, not a curated record. Gene Ontology annotation, molecular function: protein binding. Gene Ontology annotation, cellular component: extracellular matrix.
AGGUUUCUAGACGGAUCCCGAAGACUUGGAGAGCGAGUGCCAUUCUGUGCGAUGAUGCAUUGGCGACCGUAGGAUGCGCUUCAUCUCUCUGCGGCACAAAAUAUGCGCCAUGCGGCGCUGUGAGCUACUUAAGCGUAAUUGCAGUAAAUGCAAAUUUUCGCAAAUUAUUCGAGUUAAGCGGCUAUAAAGGCAGUCGCUGAUCGGAUUUGACGAUUUAGAACGUUGAGUGCCACUGGAGGUGCCAUGUCGUGGAGAGUCCUAAGAGCAAUAGGCCUUAUCCUGCUGCUGAAUGAAUCAGUGGUGACGGCAGCCACACCAUCCUCCAAGGAUUUGACAGCACAGAGUCUGAACGAGUUCCGGCAGAGAUAUCUCAUGCCCCUGAUCUCCUCGGACAACAGGAACUGCAGCUUGAAUGCGUGCGAAUCACUGGCGAUUGUCUCCCAGCUUUUGAUGCUUAUUAAUUCGAUGCCCAACGGAACACAGGCCACGAACCAAAGACCAUCAAGGCCCCAGGGAAGUGCAACAAAUCCAACAAAUGGCGAUACUAAUAGCGGAGAAGUCAACGCCAUGUCUCAUCUGGCCAACUUCGAUCUGGUGAAGCGAGUGCGUCAAAUCGAAAGCCGUUUGCGAUCCGUGGAGCAGCCCGUCUGGCGUUUGACCACCGGCAGCGAAAUCGAGUGGAACCACUGCACGUCCGGAGUAUGCCGCUGCAAUCCAGAUACUAAGAGCUUCACCUGCUGGAACACUAACCUUAAAUCGGUGCCGGUUACCCAGGUUAUACCCAUGAACAUGGUGACAAUAGAUCUUUCUAGGAAUAUUUUGUCCACUCUGCACAAGGAUACCUUUCGGGGAUUGACGGUUCUCAGAGAGCUGGAUAUUUCCAAUAAUGUUCUGGACUUUUUACCAUUUGAUUUGUUCCAGGACUUGGAUAGUUUGUUGCAUUUACGAAUUCAAAACAACCAUUUGGAGGACAUUGACCCGCGAACCUUAUGGAAGCUGCGCAACCUCAAACUUCUAGAUCUAAGCAAGAACGAGAUAGGCCUACUCCCAGAAUCCAUAUUCUACCAUGCCCAACGGCUCACAGUGAUCAAUAUAUGCGAUAAUAAAAUUUCAAACUUUCCACCAAAUCUUCUGAGAGAUCAACUUAUGCUGGAAGAGCUUGAUAUGUCCCGGAAUAAAAUCGUUGAGCUCAAUUCGGGCAGCAUUCGAUAUCUGACGAAACUGAAAACAUUGGAUUUUGGUUGGAAUCAAAUAUCCAAGAUUGAUGACGACUUCUUUGCUGGCUUAAAGAAUCUUUGUACUUUGAUUUUGCACAAUAAUCGCAUUUCAUCGCUCUCUGGCACUAUUUUCAAUAAGUUGAUCAAUUUGGAAACCUUGGAUUUGACCAUGAAUCGAAUAAGUCACAUCGAUGGUAAUGCGUUUGUGGAGCUCAAAAAUCUGAAUGAAUUGUUUCUGGGGCAGAACUCAAUGUCAAGUAUUCCAGCGGAUCUAUUUCUGAAUGUCAGUGCCCUCACCAGACUGACCCUCUUUUCAAAUAAUCUUACCACUUUGGAGGCUGGCGAUUUUCGAGGACUCAGCAAUCUUAAGGUUCUUCUGCUAAACAAUAAUGUUUUGAAAAACUUUGAUGCUAGGGCUUUUGAACCACUUACCGAGUUGGAAAAGAUUCGCAUUGAUUCAAACAAACUGAUGUUUCUACCCACUGGAGCCCUGCAUGGCCUGGAGAAAUUAGUGGCGGUUAAGCUGGACAAGAAUCCCUGGCAUUGUGACUGCAGAGCUCUCUAUCUGGCCAGGUGGAUUCGGGAGUUUGUUCUUAAACUCUGGGACGGACAACAACCGAUGUGCCGUGGUCCCGGGGACUUGGGGGGUCACGAGGUCGGCCUUUUGAGAUACGAUGACCUCUGCGAUGGGCAGUGGGCCAGCAUGUUGUCCCUUUCGCCUCGACUGCCGGUUCGCAAGCACCAGAUCUCGACGCCAAUGAAUUAUACGGAUUAUUUCAACCUUUAUCUGAAGCACAUCUAUAAUGGCACCACCGACGAGGAGCUCAAAGAGGCCGAGAUAACAAGUGUGGCUAUUAAAAAAGUGCAAACGGAUUAGAAGUCAGAAUAUAUAGAAAAUAGAAGAUUUCGAAUAGAAGAUAGAAGAAUAAAUAGAUCAUUUAGAAGUUUUUGGUCCAAAAUAUGGACAAUAUUCAAUACUUCCACACCACUCUAACAAUAUUUUAGAAUUUUAAAAAGGCGUCAGAGAAUAUAUUAUAAAAAGGUUGAAAGGAUAUACAGGAUGAACGAUUAUACUUAUUUUCGGUAUCUAUAAAAUACUCCCACUCCUUCUCUUUGAAAUAAAUUUAAAGUCAAUUAUGAAUUGCUUUGCAGACGUUUAUUAUUAAUUUGCAACCUCAUGCACAAAUAAAGUAUCCUUUGGAACCUCUA